Rotaria sp. Silwood1 is the source of this 726-nucleotide messenger RNA. The record is from the annotation of a GenBank genome assembly. NCBI's taxonomy places the organism in Eukaryota, Metazoa, Rotifera, Eurotatoria, Philodinida, Philodinidae.
CAACUUCCAACCUGAAUCAAUUAUGACUGAUUUCGAAACUGGCACAAUCAAAUCAGUGAAAAAUAUGUUGCCAAAUGUGUUACACAAAGGUACUUUCCAAUCUAUUCAUAAAAAAAGUAAUUGAAACAUUUUUUUUUAGGUUGUCUCUUUCAUUUUUCACAAGCGCUAUGGCGACAAGUUCAAAGCAAAGGAUUAACAACCAAAUAUAAUGAGGAUGAGUAUUUUCGCUUAAAUGUAAAAAAAUUAAUUGCUCUUGCUUUUGUUCCACUAGAUCAAGUUAUCACUGGCUUUGACUUAAUUUCUGAUCAAUUCGACGAUGACGCCGACGAUUUACUCGAUUAUUUUGAAAAACCAUGGAUUGGUGAAAAAAGAAGAAGUGGAGCUGGUCGAAAGAAUCCUCAAUUUGAUCAUAAAUUAUGGAACGUUAAUGAUCGUGUCGUCGCUACGAUACCUCGAUCCAAUAAUUCUGUAGAAGGCUGGCACAAUGCAUUUGCUAACCGUGUUGCAUUAAAUCAUCCAAAUAUUGUGAAAUUGGCGAAGAAAAUUCGUCUUGAACAAUCAAGAUUUGAAGUGGACAUGGCGAAGAUUCUUCAAGGUCACAAUAUUAAGAUGAAAAAGGCCUGCUACCGAAAAUUGGACGAACGUAUUAAUCGACUGGUCAACGAAUUCGACGCAUCACAACUGGAUGAAUUCUUAAAAAAUAUGGCAGCCAAUGUUACUCUUUAG